Messenger RNA from Cherax quadricarinatus, 4096 nucleotides. The record is from RefSeq and is a predicted model, not a curated record. NCBI's taxonomy places the organism in Eukaryota, Metazoa, Arthropoda, Malacostraca, Decapoda, Parastacidae.
GAACGGGAGUGUGGACAAGCGGCAGACAUCACUGACACAAACGUAAACUGUUGGGGUCAAGCUGCUUCACUACUCUAGAAGGAACCUCUCAGUAGACUGCAGUUAUAAUCAAGAUGAAACCUCUCCAAUAAAGUGCACCUGAAGAAACCUCUCAGUAAGUUACAAGUGUCCUGAGGAAGAAGUCUCUGCUGUGUAUUACUGACCUUACUUCACCUCCUUGAAAAAGGCCAUCUGCUUGAUCAGACCAUCGCUCAGAAGGCUGAAUCUGGAUCUGGGCUGUGAGGGUCAUAACCCCUGAAACCAUCAGUAGAUAGGAGAAAUGAGAGAAUGCCACCAGCAAGGAAAAGCCGACGACAGGCAAGACCUCCAGCCAAACUUGACGAAUUUUUCUGUGAAGAUGGCAGAGACAGAGAACAAAAUGAACCACGCCGAAGUCGGAGAACACCCAAGCUGAGUGAAAAACUUAUAAAUUACAUGCAUGACAAAGGUAAUGUGAAAAAAGAAAGAAGUGAUUACCUGUUUAAUGAGCAAGCAAAAACUUCAAGUACUGGAUCUUCGGAGACAGAGUCAUCGAGUCUUAAGGAUGGGGAACCCAGAGUAUUGGGAAGACUAUCAAGCCACGUGAUGGGAAAAACCAGAAGGACAAACAAAAGCAGUAGUGAAACCAAAGUAUCUGUUAAAAGGCUUGCAAAUUCAAGUGCCAGAAAAAAGGAUAAGACUGCUAAGACGACAAGUUUGGCCAAACGGAGAGUUGGUAUGGCCUCAUCUUCUCGUGCAAAAAGUGCUGACUCUUACUCAUCAGCUAAAAGAACCAGAAGGGUAACAAAAAGGAAGCUUGAGGCUGGUUCUUCAUCAAAGGAGGGCAAAACUUUUGGCACCUACAAAAAAUUUAAACAUGUAAGAGACAGCAUUUCGGAAACCGAAAAUAAAAGCACCAAAGCAAAAGAAGGCAUUGACAAAGUUCCACUUGUUAAUAAAAACAUAAUAAACAAGCUGUUGAAUUUUGGUGCUGAAGUUGCUGAAGCCAUGUCUGUUAACAAUGAGACAAUGCUUGAUUUAAGUGCAAAUGACAGUACAAGACAAAAUCCUCUUCGAACCCUUGAGACUUGUCGGGUAGAUGAUUUUGAUGAAGAUGAAAUUACCAAAAUUAUUAAUUGGCUAGAGGAGGAAGAGGAGCAGCGCCGAACACACAGGAAAAGAAUACUUGACUCAAUGAAAGUUUCGCAUGAAUCCAAUAUGGCGCUAUAUACACAGAUGUUACAGGUCUUACAGUCUGUUACUUCAAGUGCCUGAGUUGUAUUGCUUAGCAAAAAUCUGUGUGUACAUUUGCACAUAGAAAAAACUUCAUUCUUUAAUUUGUAAGUAAACAAAAGUACAAUAGAACCUCACUUUUCCACUACUUUUGAUUUAUGUAAUAACAGUUUACCAAGUAGUGUUUCAUUAAUACCUUGUAUAUUUUAUAUUGUACGAAAGUAAAAAAAAUAUAAUCCUUUAAGGCUCUUCAGUACUGUACCUGUACUACAAAAGAUAACCUUAGAUAUUUGGCAUCAGUAUAUCUUAUGGGAAAUAUUUUUAUAUAGAAAAUAAAACAUUUUAUCAUGAUUGAAUUUAAAAAAAAGAAAGGUUGUGAAUAGUUAACAACUAGCUGGUAGUAUAAUGGAGCCUCUGCUAUUUGCACAUGUUGAAUCUUGGCUAACUGCAUAUACCAAUUCUGUAAUUAGGAACAAGGAUGACAAGUAAUCUUAAAAAUUUCCACUUAUAUUCAGUAUACACGUACUUUUAUUUUCCUGUAUGCUUCUUCUUAGUUCUUAAUUCUGUAAUGUAAUAUUUCAUUUCAACCUAGGAGGUUUAGUCUGAGACUGGGCCUUGGGGAAGAUGAUCCCCAGGACUACUAACAGCUAUCUUAGUGCAGUUUUUCUUGGUGACUACUACUAGUUUUCCCUGCUUUAUAAAGUUUUUCUUUAUGCUAUUACAUGAUUUCACAUUUCUUGAGACUAUUUUGUAUGUGCAAUAUACAUUCACUGUAAGUGAUAAAUACCGUUUGCAAAAAGUAUUGGCAAUUCUUACCUGAGUUAAUAAUUGAUGCCCUGAAAGUGUUUAGUAGAACUGCCAUGGGCCAGGAAUGCAUCUAUUGCAUAUAGCAGACAUCUGUACCAAAUUUGCAUACAUUAGGGAAUAUUUUUGUGUAGAGCCCAUACCUCACUUAGUGACCUUGUAACUGCUGCUCACUUUUGAAACAAAAACAAAAAUCCUCAAGCUUUCCAGCCAAGAAGCCAAUAGUCACUGUUGAGUAUUCUGUUAACUUCACUGUAUUAUGCGAAGUACUCUUUGUACCGUACUUUGUGGUACAUAUAAACGUGCAUGGAUAAGAUAAAAAGAAAAAUUUAUAUUUUGGCCUACCCCUGAGGUCCUGAGCAGACUUAAGAAAAAUAUACAAGGGAUGAAGUUCAUAUGAAAAAAGAUCACUUGAACCAAGUUUUAUGAUGUUAGGUGCAAGAACUGUCAAGUGUCUGCCAAACUGAAAUCAGAUACACUAGCAGCACAGAUCAUUGCUAUGCAGUCUUUGUCUAUAUAAUAGACUUAAACUUUUCAUCAACCAGUGACCCAUAUCACAGUAAUGAUGUUGAACAUCAUUACUGUCACUAUAACAAGGUGAUGCACAUACUACAGUCAUAACAGGAAAACACUUGCAUCCUGUGUAUGCUGUUACCUGCAACAGUUACAGACUUGCUCUGCUGCUGUAUGUGAAUACUUAAGUUUUGCGUUUAGUUAAGUGGCAGAUAGAGAUGCCACUGAAUAAGUGGUAGAGUUAUGAUAACAUAUUUAAAGUACUUGGUAUUUGUAAAUUUAAAGGGUGUGAAGGGUUAUAAAUUAUCAGGUUGUCCAGAUUUGUCUUUAAUAUUAUAUGAAUAAUUCUUGUCCAGACUUAUUAGAUUUGAUAUGUUAAUGCAUUGUCAAGCAGGAAGUGAGUCAUAAAGAUUAUCUCAGUCUUGAUAUAUAGCAUAGCUUUUUUUUUUUUCUUCUUUUUUUUUUUUGUAAUAUUUAUUUAGGUCAUUUGUAUUGUUGUUUGUAAUGCUUGAAUUCCACAUUUGCCAAACUGAAGGAGUCAUUUGUAAUUGCCUUUUUUCAUUUUUUAUUUAUUUUUAUUUACUUAAUUUUCUUAUUGUAUGAAUUUAUUACUUAGCUAUGAAUGUAUUUCAUUUGUUCUGACACACUAAUUGCUGUCAAGAAAAAUAAACAUCGCAAUAAUGUGGUUGGAACAAUUCGCAAGUAACCGACACUAGAGAGGAAACUUUAGAUGAUAUUUCCAUACAUUGUGGAUGGAUUGAAACAUGGUUUGAAUCUUUCUCUGUGUAAGGAGGCUCUUGUCUUUGAAUUGAAUAUAAUUACUUUCCAAUCCUCAAGCACUGUAUGACCCCUACAGGUUCAACGCUGCCUAAUAAUAACAAUAAAAGUAUUUUGGUCAUUGCACAAUCCAAGGAAGUUAUCCCCUUAUUCCAUAAUCCCGGUUAAUUGUGCCUCAGUGUAUGCUGUCGGAAUAGUGCAGAGUUGAUGAGUUGACAAUACAGUUAAAUAUUAGUAUUGAAAAUUUGAAGGCAAUCAGAAGUGGAACAAAUAAGUCAUAUGGAAACUAAUAUCCCAACUUUUUCAAUGAAAAUUGUAAAUUAGGACAUACUGUAUGAACUGAAUCUGAUUCAAACCUUUCAAAGAUACCAGUAAUAUCCUAAAAUAAACAAGCACAUUAAGCUUAAAUCUGUACACAACCAGGGGCUUUCUGUGAAAUACAGUAUCUCGGUAUCGCCUUCUCCGUAUGAAUUGUAAUCCAUACUUUGCAUUAUCAUUGCAUAACAUAGAAGACUGAAGGUAAUCAGAUGCAGCACUCUGAUGAUGAUCUAUCCUGCAAUAAAUUUUGUCAUUCUGAGGGGUGCCUUGAUGUUAAAGAAGGGCUCUUGGUUCAAGGAAUUGGAGCUACUGUUCUAUUCCUUGGAUCAACUCUAAUUAUAUUCCAUUACCCCAGGUGCUGUUUGACCUAUAGGGUUCAUUGUUUCCUAAUAAAUAUCAGUAGUACUACUAAUAAAUUUGGCAUAUAAUUUUA